Molecule: messenger RNA, 4103 nt
Organism: Stegostoma tigrinum
Lineage: Eukaryota; Metazoa; Chordata; Chondrichthyes; Orectolobiformes; Stegostomatidae
Product: kelch-like protein 38
Exons: 5
Coding region: 191-1984 (597 amino acids)
Molecular function (GO): protein binding
Source: RefSeq, a predicted model, not a curated record
GCCUGAGUGCUCAGCUAAACACAAGUAUCAAAGGAAGUUUGACUGCUCAUUAACAAAUCUGGAAAACAUUAAUUCAGUAAAAUUCACUGCUGCUGCUCUUCUGAAGUUCUCCUCUUUCCCUGGUUGUUCCUGUGUGUGGCAUCAGAUCAGAAAGGAGAAAUUCAACACAGUACUGAAGACUGUGCUCUGAAUGCCACAACUCCACGAAGAAACAUCAUUCAGCAUGGAUGAAGAUAGUCAAGAUAUGAUCCUCCAUAACUAUUUUCACUUCCAAGAAACGGACCUGUCUAAUCAAUUAUUAAAACAGCUUAAUGCCCUACGGAAAGAGGCAAUAUUGACUGACGUCAUUCUUUGCGCUGGAGGCAAGGAAAUUCCUUGCCACCGAAAUGUACUGGCAUCAAGUAGUCCCUAUUUCAGAGCCAUGUUCUGCGACAACUUCAAAGAGAGUUACCUAAACCGUGUCCAUCUAUUGGGGGUCCAGGAAGACAUUCUUACUCAGAUUGUGGAUUAUGUAUAUACAGGAGAAAUUACAAUAAAUACAACAAAUGUUUUCUCUCUGUUGGAAGCUGCUGGUAUUUAUCAGUACCCCAAAGUACUUGAGGCAUGCUCAUUUUACUUGCAAAAUCAAUUGACAGUUACAAAUUGCCUUGGCAUGGUGAGACUGGCACAAAUCUUCAGCUGCAAAAGUUUGGAAAACAAGGCCAAGGCGGUUGUUUUGCAACAUUUCCUGGAGGUGGCAUCCUCUGAGGACUUGAAAGAACUUUCUUGCACUGAACUCGCAGACUAUUUGGGGGACAAUGAACUCUGUGCUGAAGAAGAGCAGGUUUUUGACACUGUCACAACCUGGAUCAGCCAUGACCCAAAGACCAGGCAAAAGCACGUGCAUGAGCUCCUUAAGAAAGUCCGACUCCAGUAUGUCCACCCUACUUACCUCUUUCACUUUAUUGCCAAUAAUCCCUUUAUUAAGUCAUCUCCUGUUUGUACACACAUCUUGGAAUCAGUCAGCCGGCUGAUAUUUUCCUUAAGCCCUGCAAACAGCCCAGAUAUCACAUCCAUGUGGUGUGUGCCCCGCAGGUAUGCUACUCAAGAGUUCCUGGUUAUUAUCGGAGGUAGGAAAUGUAACCAAGAGACAACAAAAGAGGCAUUGCUUUAUGACCGCAGGACAAAACAGUGGUUGGCUCUUUCUAAGCUUCCUGUUCACCUCUACAAAGCUUCUUCAGUAUGUUUACACAGUAAGAUAUACAUCCUUGGAGGAUUAAUUGUUAAUAACAAGAAGACCACCAUAAGUGCACGUGUUUAUAGUUUCUCUUUGAAAAUGAACCAUUGGAAGCCAGAAGUAGAUAUGUUGGUUCCAUGCUACUCUCAUCAGGCCAUAGCGCACAUGAAUUAUAUUUUCUCCCUGGGAGGGGUUGGGCCAAGUCAAGAAAUAUUAAAUACACUGCACAGAUAUGAUAGUAUUUUCGGCAUCUGGGAGUCCAUGGCACCCAUGCCAGUUGCUGUUCUACAUCCAGCCAUUGCUGCCAAGAACCAAAGGCUCUAUAUUUUCGGUGGAGAAGAUAUUGUACAGAAUACCGUUCGUCUGAUACAGGUUUACAACAUAUCAAGGAAUAUGUGGUUCAGAAUGGAGACAAGGAUGGUUAAAAAUAUCUGUGCACCUGCAGCUGUGAUUGGUGACAGAAUUAUUAUUAUUGGAGGCUAUACAAGAAGAGUGAUUGCCUUUGAUACAAAAUCAAGCCAAUUUGUGAAAUGUGCUGAUAUGAAAGAGAGGAAGAUGCAUCAUGGAGCUACAGUUAUAAACAACAAGAUCUAUGUAACUGGUGGACGGUUUGUCACCUCAGACAACACCAUUGAAGACAGUGAUGCAAUAGAUUGUUAUGAUCCAGAGACAGACAGCUGGAUAUCAAAAGGAAAGCUACCACACAAACUGUUUGACCAUGGCUGUUUAACACUGCAUAGCAUCUCCUACAAGCCCCCCAAGCUUUGAUUUACUCAAUAUUGGAAGGGCUGGUGCUUCUUCUGCAAGGGGUAUAGCCCUGGCUUCUGAUGGGGAAGAGUCAGAGAACCCAACCAAUUCCUGAUAAAGGCAAGUCGCAAGUGAAAAAGCCCAUCACAGUCAACUAUUGGAGCAAUGAAUAGUACACCAGACACAGUAGGCGGAAAUUAUCUUGACAGCAAGAGUUUCCAGGAAGUCUCCUCUGAAAAACACUGGGACAUCAGUAUGAGGAGAAGCAAGGUGUUUCCUUUUGGAUUCUGCAAAGCAUUUCUCACAGUGAAGAGAGAAACUCAGGUCAUUGACCCAAGCUCCCAUAAUGAGUGGAUCACUGAGUCAUAAGGGAAAUAUUUGCAUUUGUAUUGCACCUUUCACAAUCUAAGGACAUUGCAAAAUGUUUUCCAGCCAAUGUAGUACUUGUGAAGUGUUGCAACUGUUAUGAUAGGAAACAUAGCAGCCAAUUUGCCCGGGCAAGCUUCCAUAAACAGCAAAGCAAUAAGUUUUUAAAAAUUCUACCAUAAGAUAUGGGCAUCAUUAGUAAGGUCAUUGAUUGUUGCCUAUUGGUAGCUGUUCUUGAGAAUGUGUGGUGAGCCACCAUCUUGAACUGCUACAGUUUUUAUGAUGUAGGUAGACCCAAAAUGCGGUUAGGAAUCCUGUCCAGGAUUUUACCCAAUGACAAUAAAGGAAUGGUAAUAUUGUUUCAAGUAAGGACAGUAUGUGGUUUGCAGGUAAACUUGCAGUUGGAGAUGUUCCCAUGCAGCAGCUCCCCUUGUUUUUUCAGUUCAUAAAUUUGGAAGGUGUUAUUGAUUACACUCCUUCGACAACUUUGCAGAUGAUCAAGAGGAAGCUGGUGGGUCAAUAACCUGGGCAAAUUGAAUUUGUCCUGAUAUUUGUGGUCAGGACAUACAUUGGCAUUGUUUGGCAUUGUUAGGUGGAUGAAAGUGUUGUAGCUAAACCAGAACAGCUUGGCUUGGGGCAGAGUUACUUUUGGAGGACUAGUCUUCAAUAGAACCUGGAGCCUAUGUAGUAUCCAGUUCCUUCAGCCAUUUCUUGAUAUCAUGAGGAAUGAAUCAAUUUGGCUGUGAUGCUAGGGAUAUCAGGAGGAGCUUGAGAUGGAUCAUCCACCUACCAUUCUGGCUGAAGAUGAUAGCAAAUGCUUCAGCCUUAUUUCUUGCACUGAGAUAUGUUCCUCCAUUAUUGAGGAUAGCUAUAUUUAUGGAGCCUCCUUCUCCUGUUAGUUGUUUAAUUGUCCACUACCAUUCAUGACUGCAUAUGGCAGGACUUACAGAGCUUUUAUCUAAUCCAUUGGUUGUGGGAUCACUUAUCACUGUCUAUUGCAUGUUAAUAUUUUUAAUGCAACUAAUCUUGUUUUGUAGCUUCACCUGAUUAUUUUUAGAUAUGCCUGGCAUUAUUUCUGGUAUAUCCUUCUGCAUUAUUCAUUGAACUAGGAGUCUCCCCUUGGCUUGCGAUAUUGCUGAGACAAAUAGAAUUCUCCUGCUGCUGAUGUCCCACAAUGUUUCAAGGAUUACUGGUUUUGAGUUAGAUCUAUUCUAAAUCCAUCCAACUUGUCACAUUGGUAGGUCCACAUAAAAGCAUGGAGGGAAUGCUUGGAUAAAGACAGAAGACUUCAUUUUCACAAAGACCACACAGGGGCCACUCCUAUCAAUGCUGCCAUGUACAGAUGCAUAUGUGUCAGAGAAAUUUGUGAGAAUAAGCUCAUGCAGGUUUUACCAUCUUGUUGGCUCCCUCAACAUCUCCUGCAGGCCCAGUCUGAAACAUAUGUCCUUCUGGAGUUAGCAAGCUGACUUGGUAAUGUUGCUUAUAAAGCACAGUCUGUGAUGGACAUUGAAGUCCCCUACCUAGACUACACUCAAGUAAGUUUGUCUUCUUUGAAAAAUGACACAAAAUCUUUUAAGCCCACUUGAGAAGAAAAAUAUAGCUCUGCUUAAUAAAGAUGAUGCCUUCAACAGCCCAGAUUCCCUCAGUACUGUUUAGGGGUUCUCAGCCUGAAUCUUGUGGUCAAUUCUCUGGAGUGGGCCUUGAAUACAGAUUUCUGACUCAGAGAUUUGACUGCCAAACAAAACACUACACAGUAAGCCAAGCAGCAUCUCAG